Messenger RNA from Microthlaspi erraticum, 792 nucleotides. NCBI's taxonomy places the organism in Eukaryota, Viridiplantae, Streptophyta, Magnoliopsida, Brassicales, Brassicaceae. The record is from the annotation of a GenBank genome assembly.
AUGCCUCAUACCACCGGUUCUGCGGCAGAGCUUCCCUUGCCUCGGAAGAGUACCCACACGAACCUCGAAAGAUCUGGCGGCUCAGCCGUCCGUGAUCUUUCCACAUCGGAGUCAUACUCAACAUAUGGGCCUUACGCACCACCAUGUUAGUGCUCUCUAGCUUUGGGAAUGGAAUGGUUUGGACUUGGGGUGGAGGAGCGUAUUUAUAGGAGUUCAGGAGGCUGCCUGGCUUCUUGGGACGUCUCCAGUCAUGCGCAGACACAUGGAGACCUAGCUCUUGAUCCAAUCCGUUUCUUCUCUCUACUUGCUUCUCAUCCACUCCUGAAGCUUAUACUCUCUCUCAGUAGCUGGGUGUCUCUCCCUGAUAGCAUUAGGUCUUCUUGGAGCUUAUCCACGCCCUCUCUCCUCUUUAGCAGCUGGUGUCGUUGCCCAAUUGGCUUAGGCUUGCUUCGUCUUCAUUCGAUCUUGGGCGUCCGUCCCAUCUCUCAAUCUGCUCGUCCGAUUUGCAUUCUGCUUCGACCAAACUUCUUAGAAUGGUCUCUUAUGUCUCCAGACUCUUCUCUUCUUGAUUUGGAGAACUUUGAUAUUUCGUCCUGUCGGCUCUUCCCAUGUUCGUACAAUGAUCGUCCCACCUGGACAAUCUUGUUGUAUCUUCAGUUCUGCUCGAUCGUUCUUGAUCCUGUCUUGAUCCAAGUCUUCGUUGUGAUCUCUGGAUUAGAUCCCACGUCUUUGUCUUCCAAUCCCAGAGUGUUGAUCUUCCCAUCCCGGCCUUUGGGAUGUUUUAGGUCUUGA